Messenger RNA from Pyricularia pennisetigena, 1023 nucleotides. RefSeq lists its product as uncharacterized. NCBI's taxonomy places the organism in Eukaryota, Fungi, Ascomycota, Sordariomycetes, Magnaporthales, Pyriculariaceae. The transcript has 5 exons. Gene Ontology annotation, molecular function: protein binding. The record is from RefSeq and is a predicted model, not a curated record. Bases 1 to 1023 code for a protein of 340 amino acids.
AUGUACCUCUUGACAAACGUAGACGAACACCGCUACGCCGCCCCGGCGGGCGGUGUUGUUCCAUAUGUCAUCGACAUCUUCCCCCUCAAUGCCGGCCUCGCCGCCAUAGCGACGGACCAAUCGCUAUCAUUGUUUGACCCCUCAGCGCUGAGCGGCAAGGGCGCCAUACGCACCUUGCGCACUCCCCACGCCAACAUCACCGUCGCUGCCCCCUUCGAUCAAGCCCAGUCGACCGUGUGUACGGCGGGGUCCGACGGGACCGUGGCCAUCUGGGAUUUGAGGGUGGGUGCUGCCCAGGUUACUCGACAGAUAGGAACGGCUCCGACAAGCAUUGGUUCACUGGCGUGUUGUUCCGGUGCCAACAUGGUUGCUGUUGGAACCGAAUAUGAGAACAACCAAGCUUCCAUUAUCAUCUGGGACAUACGGACACAGUCGGCCCCCGUGAUCCAAUAUAAUGAAGUCCACAGCGACGACAUCACCGAGUUAAACUUCCACCCAGCCGACAGCCACACGCUGCUGUCCGGCUCAACCGACGGCCUCGUAAACGUCUACGACCUCCGGGUCACAGACGAGGACGAGGUCAUAGUCCAGACCCUGAACCAUGGCGCCUCGGUCCACCACGCCGGCUUCCUGAACCGCACCGAGGUCUUUGCCCUCUCACAUGACGAGAAGCUUGCCUUCUUCGACCUCGCAGAGGAGCAGGACAAAGGCAUCGCCACUGCGGACUUUGGGGACAUGCGCCAGGUUACCCAGUGUCAGUACAUCGCCAACGUGCUGCCCAAGGCCGAUCCGAGCGGUGCUUCUGGUGCCGUGUUGGGGGCUGGUCUGCUUGACCAGGAGAAAUUUGAGCUGUUGCACUUCUCCAAAGGGGCAAGCUGGAACUUUGACACCAAUUCCUCCGUAGGGCUGCCCGGAGCUCAUGGCUCCGAAGUCGUGCGAGCAUUCCGUGUUUUCGAUGCAGAGCGUGUCGUCUUCACCGCAGGCGAGGAUGGCCGGAUCAAGGCUUGGAGACCGGGCUCAUAA